AUCGUUUACUAUCGAUAUAUUCGAUAUACAGAUACUUUGGUGAGCUACCCCACCUCUAAUGCAACAAUAAAUCCACGAGAUAAAUAAAUAAUACAAAAUUAGUAAAUAUUGGCGGUUUUUUACGCAAGAAAAACACGAUGGACAGCAGUACUGACUUGUCGGACGAGUUAAUACGCCGCCUUAGCGUUGGCGGAGCCUUGGAAGAGGUGAUCGCCAGCGAAAUCUUUGAGGAUAGCAUCGAUGUGGAAACGGAGGCGGAACCGGACGAUAUAAUCAUCGUGCACAUGGACAUCCGGGAACCACUCAGCAUGCUCAAAUCACUUGUUGAACAAAAGAUAGGGGUCUGCCUAAAUUACUACACGUUUUGGCUGCAGGAUGCACAGGAGCUAGAAUCACACAAAAACCUUGUAGAUCAGUGCGUCAAGGGCGAGGGCCUGGUGCAAAUCAACGUACAAAUCCAAACCAUACGAAAACGCAUAAAUAUCGCCGAUGUUCUCAAGCCCACGGAAGCCGCCCUCGCUGCUUUGGCUGAGGAGGUCGUGGCCCAACUCUCCCCACCGGAAACAGCUAGUCAGAAGAGCUCCUCCAGCGAAAGUCCUAUUAAAACGCCGAUCAAACGGAAGCACAAAGAAGACUCAGAAGAGGAAUUCGUGGAAACCGGCAAAGAUGUUAAACCAGUUUUGAAUUGGGUGCUGGACAGCAAGUUUAAGCGGGAACAAGCCCGCCUGAAAAUACCGGAGGCAGCUAUCGAAUGGACGCAGGCUCACGUAACCCAUUGGCUGGAGUGGGCUAUCAAGCAGUUCGAGCUACGUGGCAUCAAUAUGAGCGACUGGCAGAUCAACGGUCAGGAGCUGUGCGCCAUGACGCACGAGGAGUUCAGCUUGAAAUUGCCCCGUGAUCCGGGCAAUGUCUUCUGGACGCACCUACAAUUGCUCAAGGAAUGCAACUUUGUAUCCGUAGUGCAUAAACAGGUAGAAGAGCAAAGAAAACCCAAGCAGCCCAGGAUUAUGUCAGCCACCGCCAUAACAACAACUUCGGGAUCGGUUUCUUUAGAGCAGAGGAUAAUGCGAAAAUCUUACCAGACUGUUAAAGGUUCAGACUCUGUUGAAAGUUCGCCGGCAUCUAUGAGUCCCACCAAUUACACUACCAUUGGUUCGGGCAAUAAUGGACAAGUGCAGCUGUGGCAGUUCCUACUGGAAAUACUCACUGACUGCGAGCACACGGACAUUAUUGAGUGGGUAGGCACCGAAGGAGAAUUCAAGCUCAGUGAUCCUGAUCGAGUGGCCCGUCUUUGGGGCGAGAAGAAAAACAAACCCGCCAUGAACUAUGAAAAGCUAUCUAGGGCUCUCCGCUAUUAUUACGAUGGAGAUAUGAUCUCCAAGGUGUCCGGCAAGCGAUUUGCUUACAAAUUUGACUGUGACUUGAAGCUGCUGAUCGGAUAUAAUGCCAAAGAGUUGUCUAGGCUAGUUAACGAGCGGAAGGUAGUGGCCGAGCCCGUUGUCCCAUCGGAAACUAUUAAAGAAGACACAUGACAUGGUGACUUUAAGAUCAAGGAAGAACCCGACAUACUCUGGAAGUACGAGGAGCCUUAGCGUUGGCUGACUUGGUCGGAUGACGGCGCCUGGUUAAUAAUACAAAUUGUUACACACAUUACACAUUUUACGCUCUUAAGGCACACGAUUUUAUUAUCCAUUUCGUAUUCACUAAGCUUUAUAAUCUCUGUCUACGUAAGCUAUAGCUAUAAGUAUCGCUUUUCUAACGCUAAACAACUUAAUUAUUAUUUGAAUAGUAUCUCUAUAGUGUGUAUAUUGAAUAUUGUUCGUUACAUGAUUGUUGCGAUUUUUGUAAAAUCCAUAAAACUAAAUUCAUUUCCACGCGA
This is a messenger RNA of Drosophila eugracilis, 1879 nucleotides long. It is a transcript of the gene Ets97D, whose product is annotated as DNA-binding protein Ets97D. NCBI's taxonomy places the organism in Eukaryota, Metazoa, Arthropoda, Insecta, Diptera, Drosophilidae. Gene Ontology annotation, molecular function: sequence-specific DNA binding; DNA-binding transcription factor activity, RNA polymerase II-specific. Gene Ontology annotation, cellular component: nucleus. Bases 138 to 1532 code for a protein of 464 amino acids. Gene Ontology annotation, biological process: cell differentiation; regulation of transcription by RNA polymerase II. The record is from RefSeq and is a predicted model, not a curated record. The transcript is spliced from 4 exons.